UAUCGUUUUAGUUUCUAAUCAUAAUCGGUUAAUAGCUUUUUCGAAAAGGCUGGUCUCCUUUUUUAAACUUCAACCACUGCGUUUUGAAUUUUGAUCUUCUAAUUUCCACAAAAAGGAAUUCUUCAACAUGCUCGGUGCUUUCUCAAAAUCUUCAAUCAUAUCUAAAGUAGCCAAAGGAGUCGAGCAUGUCCAACACGAUGUGGCAACUGCUGUCUCAAAAUCAUCACAUAUGGUUGAUAAAACAGCCACAGGAGUCAAAGAUAUUCACAAAGAUGUGGUGAGUGCUGUCUCAGAAGCUUCAAGUAUUGUUGGAGAAGCAGCCAAAGGAGUCGAGAAUAUUCAACAAGGCGUGGCAAGUGCUGUCUCAGAAGCUUCAAAUACUGUUGAAGAAGCAGCCAAAGGAGCCGAGAACAUCCAACAAGGGGUGUUAAGUGCUGUCUCGGAAGCUUCGAGUAUUGUUGAAGAAGCAGCCAAAGGAGCCGAGAAUAUCCAACAAGGGGUGUUAAAAGCUUCGAGUAUUGUUGAAGAAGCAGCCAAAGGAGCUGAGAAUAUCCAACAAGGGGUGGUAAGUGCUAUCUCGAAAGCUUCGAGUAUUGUUGAAGAAGCAGCCAAAGGAGCCGAGAAUAUCCAACAAGGCGUGGUAAGUGCUGUCUCAGAAGCUUCAAAUACUAUUGAAGAAGCAGCCAAAGGAGCCGAGAAUAUCCAACAAGGGGUGUUAAGUGCUGUCUCGGAAGCUUCGAGUAUUGUUGAAGAAGCAGCCAAAGGAGCCGAGAAUAUCCAACAAGGGGUGUUAAGUGCUGUCUCGGAAGCUUCGAGUAUUGUUGAAGAAGCAGCCAAAGGAGCUGAGAAUAUCCAACAAGGGGUGGUAAGUGCUGUCUCGAAAGCUUCGAGUAUUGUUGAAGAAGCAGCCAAAGGAGCCGAGAAUAUCCAACAAGGCGUGGUAAGUGCCGUCUCAGAAGCUUCAAGUAUUGUUGAAGAAGCAGCCAAAGGAGUUGAGAAUAUCCAACAAGGGACGUUAAGUGCUAUCUCGGAAGCUUCAAGUAUUGUUGGAGAAGCAGCCAAAGGAGUCGAGAAUAUUCAACAAGGCGUCGUAAGUGCUGUCUCAGAAGCUUCAAAUACUAUUGAAGAAGCAGCCAAAGGAGCCAAGAAUAUCCAACAAGCGGUGGUAAGUGCAGUCUCUGAAGCUUCAAGUAUUGUUGAAGAAGCAGCCAAAGGAGCCGAGAAUAUCCAACAAGGGGCGUUAAGUGCUGUCUCAGAAGCUUCGAGUAUUGUUGAGAAUAUCCUACAACAAGCGGUAGUGAGCGUUGGACAGAAGGUUGCACAACAAACUACCAAAUUAAUUGGUAAUGAGGAGGAAGAGAGGUUGAAAUAUUUGGAAUUUGUGCAAGAUGCUACAAUUUAUGCAGUGGAUUCUUUCUCAAAGCUCUAUCUUUAUGCCAAGGACAAGUCUGGUCCAUUGAAGCCUGGUGUCAACACUGUUGAGGUUACGGUUAAGAGCGUGGUUAGACCUAUCUAUUCUAAGUUCCAUGAUGUUCCCAAUAAGGCUCUCAAGUUUGCAGACCACACGGUUGAUGCAUCUGUCACUAUUCUAGAUCCCUAUGUUCCCACAGUUGUAAAGCAUGUGUCCAUCCAAGCUCGUUUAAUAGCUCGCAUUCUGGCUUUAUCAGUUCGACUUUAUGGUGUGAUGUCAAGUGCCUCUAAAUUGGGAAAACCUUUGCUGCCCAUCGCAACAAUUACUAAUGUGUUUGGAGAUUAGGAGCCAUAUUCCACACCAAUUGCUUUCGGCUGAGCAAGAUGUUGAUGUGCUUUUUAUGUGUACUUGUCCUGUGUGUUCAGACUAUUUUUUUGGUCAUGUAUUAUGAAUGUUCAUAAUGGGAAUAAGGAGCCAAUUGAAUUAUUGGCCAAUAUCUAUUAGUAUUUAAAUCAAACUAAAAGUUAAGUGGUGGCUGUUUUAUGAGCUUGGAGUGGUUCUCAAGUGUUUGUUUGCUAGAAUCUAGGUGUGUUGGAAAGUGACACUUCUUAAUGCAUUCAGGUGGUAGGUGGCUUAAGUGUUUAAUAGAGGAUGAUAUAUGACUUUUGUUGAUAGUAUGUGGUAUGAGAAUGGGCUUUGUGUAAUUAUCUCUUUAAGGGAGGGUUGUGGCUUUUAAAAAUUCAAUUCUUGGAGGAAUAA
Messenger RNA from Hevea brasiliensis (rubber tree), 2170 nucleotides. RefSeq lists its product as uncharacterized. The transcript has 4 exons. The coding region runs from base 128 to 1756 and encodes 542 amino acids. Gene Ontology annotation, cellular component: membrane. The record is from RefSeq and is a predicted model, not a curated record. Gene Ontology annotation, biological process: signal transduction. NCBI's taxonomy places the organism in Eukaryota, Viridiplantae, Streptophyta, Magnoliopsida, Malpighiales, Euphorbiaceae.